CGGGUGUGUACGUUUCACACCUAUGAAAAACGAUGAAAAUGGCCGCGAAACAACCUUCUCAAAUGUCAGAUACGAGGGCUGAGCUCGCCGAGUUGGUAAAAAGAAGAGCUGAAAUUGGGGAAACUUUAGCAAAUUUAGAACGGCAAAUUUAUGCUUUUGAAGGCAGUUACUUGGAAGACACUGCUUUGUAUGGUAAUAUUAUUAGAGGUUGGGAUAGGUAUCUUACGAACAAGAACACAAAUAGUAAAGCAGAUAAAAGAAAUAGAAAAUUUAAAGAGGCUGAUAGAUUAUUUUCUAAAUCAUCAAUUACAUCACAUGUGGCAUGCAGUGGACUAGCAGAACCUAUACAUGAAAAAAGAGAAACUGCAAGUCCCACUACAGAAGCCCUCCCACUUAUUAAUGGGCCAACAACAGCUAUGCAGAGUAAUAGUCAUUCAGUGGCAUCACACAAUUUAGGCAGUAGUGUUGGCAGUAAUGGUAAUCUUCACGUAUCUCACAGUUCACAUGUAGGAAAAAUUCAUAAAAAUUCACAUGGUCACAAGAAAAGGAAAAAUAAAAGCAGGCACAGGCCUGAAGUCAAAUCUAAAAAAGGAAAAUUAAUGGGAGACUACUGAUGAAGAAAGAGUGUGCAUUUUUUUUUUAGUUGCUCCUGCUUGAAAUACAUUUGAAGUACUCAUUUUGCUGAAUUUUAGUUUUUAUAUAGUGUUGUGUACAUGUAGACUUAAACCUAAAAAUAUCAAUGUCUACUUUAUCGUCUGUGAUCAUGUAUCACUCAGAGCAGUCUGUUCUUGUAUCACUCAGAGUGAGUGGUCUAUAAUAAUGUUUUCUUGUCGCAAGUUUCUCAAGACUUGCGUGACUGCACUUGAAUACUUUUAUUAUUGCAUUGAAUGAAUGUCUUGUAUGUAUGUAUUUAUUGAUUGGUCAUCCUAGUCUAUGUAAACACUGCAUGAUCUGUAUAUAGUAAUGGCAUUAUUUAAAUGACUAAAAAAUGAUUUACUAGACAAAUGCCUUUUUGCCAUCAUCUUUGGACAGAACACUAGAAUCUGAAUAUUGCUAAAUUGGAACAUUUUCAACAUUGCAUUGUAUGUAUACAAGGAUAUUUAAAUACUUCUAGUGAUGCAUGUAGAUCAGAACACAAAGUAAUAUUUCAUGACCGUAGUGUUCAAUUUGUCCAGAGAUAUUUGUAGGAUAUUUAUUCAUUUUAAUGGUUUGAGUACAUCGAUUCAUAACAUUCCAUGUGAAGCAUUGUUUUAUUUUUUGCAUAUUUCACCGUGGUUUAUACUCUUCAAUGACCUGUCAGAGACAUGUAGUUAUAGUAAGUUAGAUUACUGUUUGUAUAAUCCCACCUGAAGUGGGUCUUAUUUAUGUAAAUAGAAAUAAAUUUUGUAUCUUAUUUCCUUUUA
Messenger RNA from Saccoglossus kowalevskii, 1403 nucleotides. Its product is annotated as chromatin modification-related protein MEAF6-like. The record is from RefSeq and is a predicted model, not a curated record. NCBI's taxonomy places the organism in Eukaryota, Metazoa, Hemichordata, Enteropneusta, Harrimaniidae. Gene Ontology annotation, cellular component: histone acetyltransferase complex.